AUGACCAACAACACCAGAAACAACACCCCUCUUCAAGAAGACCCAACAGAAAUACAGAAACACCAAAUAAGACCACAAAAAAUAUCCACCACUACAACAUACCCGCAACAUACCGCCGCACCACAAAAUAACAAACACAGCAGC
Molecule: messenger RNA, 144 nt
Organism: Acaulospora morrowiae
Lineage: Eukaryota; Fungi; Glomeromycota; Glomeromycetes; Diversisporales; Acaulosporaceae
Source: the annotation of a GenBank genome assembly